AUCAGGCUAGGUGUCUGCUUUUGUGCCUGAAUGCAAAUAUAGGAACAUGGACCCGCUGGUUGACUAAUCGAUUUUAAUCGUAAAAUUAGUAUUUGUUUAAUUUACCGAGUCGUCACUUAACCAUUUUUAACCACGAUUCAAGCCCACUACCUUGUCAUCUGGCUAUAUAAAACUCAACUUUAAUCAUUAUCAUGCCCAAAGGAGGAAGAAAAGGUGGCCAUAAAGGGCGUAUGAGAACCUACACAAGUCCUGAAGAAAUAGAUGCUCAGAUGAAAGCAGAGAAAGAACGAAAGAAGAAUGAAGAGGAAGAAGGUGCAUCAGUGAAUGACAACCAAAGUGAGGAGAAAUUGACGGCAUCAGGUUCAGAGGACAGUGAUGAUGAAGUGUCUGAGAAAAGGAAGGGUGUUGAGGGCUUGAUAGAAAUUGAAAAUCCCAAUCGUUUGGCCCAAAAAGCAAAGAAAGUCACAGAAAUAGAACUUGAGGUACCCAAACAGCUUUCCAGAAGAGAAAGGGAGGAGAUUGAAAAGCAGAAAGCUAAGGAGAGGUAUAUGAAAAUGCAUUUAGCAGGAAAGACAGAUCAAGCUAAGGCAGAUCUUGCUCGGCUUGCCAUUAUUAGAAAGCAACGGGAAGAGGCCUCACGGAAAAAAGAGGAGGAACGCAAAGCAAAGGAAGCAGCACAGGCAGCAGCAGCAGCUAAAGGAAUUCAUUCAUUGUCUCUCAAAUGAUCUUAAAGGUUUUGAUGCAUUUGUGGACAGUAUACGAUUAUAUUGACAAAAUUAUUUUUGAAGACAAAGCUUGAUGAUGUGUUAUGCUAUUUAAAACAUUGUAACACAAUGUUUCUGUGGGAAAGGAUUAUUUCAGAGUAUAUUAACCCUGAAAGCAAUGCCUUUGUGAGAGCCCUGAUGAUUUCACUAAGUGGAUAUCUUGUAAUGCUUGCUUUCUCUUGAUGAUAUUAGGAGUAUAAACAUAUUUAUUAAUAUAUUAACAUGUAACGUGGGGAAUUUUGCUGUCUCAGUUUGGAGAAUUAUGGUAAAGACGACUUAAUGUGUUCUCAGAUGUAAAGGACCUGAUUUCAUUUUAGAAUGAUGUUCUGAUGGUAUUGAAAUAAUGUUAAGUAUAACAUGUAAUACCAAUAAAAUGUCAGAACUUUUAUUGAAAAUGUAUUUGUAUCAUGUUGUAAAACAUUUACAACCACUGAAAAAAGAGACCACUCCAAAUAGAUUUUCAGUUUUUACGUGUUUAGGUAAAAUGAUCAUUUUUGUUUCAUUCUGUGAAUUAGUUUGAAUUUUUCAUUGUUUUUCAUUUGCAUUUAUUUGGAGAAAUUUGAAACAGGACAAACAGUCAAAAGAACAGAAAAGGUGUAAUGUUUCAAUACUGAACAAAAUGUAUUUUAGGUUCAGUUCAGAAAUCAAUAUAUGAUAUAAUAAGCCAGAUUUUUUCUCAACUUUCUUUGCAUUCUCUCACUCUCUGGCAUUGCUUUUGGGUGACUUUGUCAUUCUUGAGGUUUAUUUGUUGAAAUUAAACAGACACUAAAUUUGAAGUGUCACAAUACAUCUAGAAAUUAUGAUUAAAUGCAAAACUGGAGUGAUCUCUUAAUUUUUUCAGUGGCUGUAUGUCUUAACAGUCUCCUUGCAACUGUUGAUAUAUUUACAAUAGAAUAACAUUAUCAUGUGACCCAGCAGAGAAAUAAG
This is a messenger RNA of Triplophysa rosa, 1691 nucleotides long. RefSeq names its product pdgfa associated protein 1b (gene pdap1b). The record is from RefSeq and is a predicted model, not a curated record. Gene Ontology annotation, molecular function: RNA binding. Bases 192 to 725 code for a protein of 177 amino acids. Lineage: Eukaryota; Metazoa; Chordata; Actinopteri; Cypriniformes; Nemacheilidae. Gene Ontology annotation, cellular component: cytosol. The transcript is spliced from 7 exons.